Messenger RNA from Lipotes vexillifer (Yangtze River dolphin), 492 nucleotides. It is a transcript of the gene HSPB7, whose product is annotated as heat shock protein family B (small) member 7. Gene Ontology annotation, cellular component: cytoplasm; nucleus. The record is from RefSeq and is a predicted model, not a curated record. Bases 1 to 492 code for a protein of 163 amino acids. Lineage: Eukaryota; Metazoa; Chordata; Mammalia; Artiodactyla; Lipotidae. The transcript is spliced from 3 exons. Gene Ontology annotation, biological process: heart development.
AUGAGCCACAGGACCUCCUCCACCUUCAGAGCGGAGAGAAGCUUCCAUUCUUCCUCCUCCUCCUCGGCCUCCCACACCCUUCCCGCCCAGGAGCCGCCCAUGGAGAAGGCACUGAGCAUGUUCUCCGAGGAUUUCGGCAGCUUCAUGCGGCCCCACUCGGAGCCCCUGGCCUUCCCAGCCCGUCCCGGGGGGCAGGGCAACAUCAGGACCCUGGGAGAUGCCUAUGAGUUUGCUGUGGACGUGAGCGACUUCUCACCUGAAGACAUCAUCGUCACCACCUCCAACAACAACAUCGAGGUGCGAGCUGAGAAGCUGGCAGCUGACGGCACGGUCAUGAACACCUUUGCUCACAAGUGCCAACUGCCGGAGGACGUGGACCCCACGUCGGUGACCUCGGCCCUGAGGGAGGACGGCAGCCUCACCAUCCGGGCUCGGCGCCAACCACACACGGAGCACGUCCAGCAGAUCUUCCGGACCGAGAUAAAAAUCUGA